AUGGAAGUGCCGAGAGACCGGUUUAGUGCUGAAGAAGUCACCAAUGCGUCACAGUCCAGAGAAAAGGUGGAGGAGCAGGAGAAGAAUCAGGAGGAAGAGUUUAAUAGCUGUGAGGGUGAGGCCACAUGGCUCAAGGAGGCCAAUAGUGAGCGACGACACCACUGUGAGGACUGUGGCAAAACUUCUCAGCUUUGCCACCUGAAAAAGCACCGCUUCAUACAUACUGAUCACAAACCGUUCCUGUGCCCGGAGUGCGGCAAGAGCUAUAGCUCAGAAGAGAGCUUCAAAGCUCACACCUUGGGCCACAGGGGUGUGCGGCCUUUCCCCUGCUCACAGUGCCACAAGACCUAUGGCACCAAGCGUGAUCUGCAGGAACAUCAGAUGUUACACACAGGCCAACAGCCUUUCGUCUGUCCAGAUUGUGGGAAAUCCUUUGCUCGCCGGCCUUCCCUUCAUAUUCAUCACAAAACGCACCAAGCUAAGGAGCCAAACCCUUCUGCAGCUGCCUGUCAGUGUGUGAUAUGUGGGCGACAACUGGCCAACCCUGGGUCACUGAGGAACCACAUGCGGCUACACACAGGAGAGCGUCCCUGCACUUGCCCCUACUGCCCCAAGUCUUUUUUUCAGCAGGGCAAUCUGCGUGGGCAUCUUCGGCUUCAUACAGGGGAACGCCCUUACCGAUGUCAUUUUUGUGGGGAUGCCUUUCCCCAGCGCCCUGAGUUGCGCCAUCACCUGAUCUUCCACACAAGCGAGGCCCAUCUAUGCACAGUAUGCAGGAAAGCACUGUGUGACCCCCACACAUUGCGAGCUCAUGAGCGCCUGCAUACAGGCAAGCGGCCUUUCUGCUGCCAUCUGUGUCCCAAAUCCUAUCCUCUAGCCACAAAGCUGCGUCGCCACCAGAAGGCUCACCAUGGUGACAAGCCCCACCAGUGCAACAUCUGUGGUGUGACCUGUGCUCUCCCCCAGAACCUGCAGCGCCAUCAGCUGGAACACAAAUCAAACCUUGGCAAGGAUAUACUCAAGCCAGCCAUUCAGGGUCCCCAGGGGCUGCCUGAGCAGCUGAGAGUGCUGGCCGAUGACUCUGCCAGGCCCAAGGAUGUCAUUGCGAUCACACUCUCAGAGGCUGAGGAAAAAUGCGUCAUUGUGCAGGAGCCAGGCUCACCCAGUAAUAUGUUCAUUAUUCAGGAGAGUGUGAGUUUCAGUGCAGUGGUUGAAGCAGAAGUGGGGACGUGA
Euleptes europaea (tarantolino) is the source of this 1233-nucleotide messenger RNA. It is a transcript of the gene ZNF408, whose product is annotated as zinc finger protein 408. The record is from RefSeq and is a predicted model, not a curated record. Lineage: Eukaryota; Metazoa; Chordata; Lepidosauria; Squamata; Sphaerodactylidae.